UCUAACUCGAGCAAGGGUGGACGUGAUUCUGUGAGGACCCAAGCGCCGAGGCCGAUUCAUAUGCUUCCUAAGUGGACCCCGCCGCCUCCUGGUUGGGCAAAGCUCAACACGGAUGCCGGCUUUGACGUGGCGACUGAAGAAGCUACGAUGGGGUGCAUUAUUCGCAAUUGUAGGGGCGAAGUUCUCGUUUCAGCUUGGAGAAGACUUCUGUUGUGUUCUAAUGCAAUGGAGGCAGAAGUUAUAGCUUGUGUGGAAGGUGUUCGGAUAGCUAAGACCUGGAUAAACAUGCCAUUGAUUAUUGAGGGGGACUGUGUGACAAUCUUUUCCAACCUGUCUAGCCAAGGAUGGAUGCUUCCAGGCUUGGUUUGCUGCUGCAGGAAGUCAAGGAGCUGACUCUUUCUUUCCCAGAAGCUAGUUUUAACUUUGUGAAAAGGGAGGGGAACCGGGUUGCACAUGAAUUAGCUCAUUUAGCUAAGGUUUUGGAUGAGGGGGUUUAUGAUUCUUGAUGAGCCAACUCAAAUUUCUCUCUUGCUCAAAGCAGAUUGUAACUCUGAGUUAUUCUAUCAAUAAUAUCGCUUCUUCUUUCGCAAAAAAAAAAAAAAAAUAAGCAUUGAAGCCUGAACAAUCUUGCUGGAGGAGGUUGUCGGAGGAGAUAACAGCACUAGAUGAAAGCUUGGCUAAGAGUAGCCUAAGACUUCGUUGAAGCACGGUGGCGGCAACUUCAAGGCUAGUAGAAGUGGACUCCCCAAGUGCUUGCGGCGGUUGAAUCGCCGGACGGCGGUGGCAGACUCGCCGAACGGCGGCAGACUCGCCGAACGGCGGCGGCAGAUUGGUUGGGUGGUUGCUGCACAUAGGAACGGCAGGAGGAUGGGAUUUUGUUGAGUUUUUUUUCUAUUUUUUAACUGUAAUUAAUGUUGAACUUCAUUAAGGGUUUAAAAGGUAUAUACAUUAGUCCGCAUUAACGUGUUCAGC
Molecule: messenger RNA, 972 nt
Organism: Cuscuta epithymum
Lineage: Eukaryota; Viridiplantae; Streptophyta; Magnoliopsida; Solanales; Convolvulaceae
Source: the annotation of a GenBank genome assembly